UUAUCCCUCAUUUACAAUCCCAAACACCCGUCAACUCCCCACCUCCCUCCUUCUUCCUUCUGCUCCAUUAAACCUGCAAAAAAAAAGUCGUUAUCGAAAGAACCUAAUCGAAGCAAAAGGAGACAAGGUCAUACUUUAAAGUCGAAAUGGUGUACGUAAUGUGGCAGAUCAGACCAAAAAAUGAAGUUGUCGACGUAUCAUCCUUAUAUGCGGGUGCACCCACAUGGUUUAGUAUUAAGCUUCAUCAUGGUGGGAAGUUUACUAAGUUACCUGACAUAAAGUAUACUGGAGGUUACCCAGACCCACGGAUGAUUGAAUUGAGUGUUGAAUCCCCAGUGAUAUACUACCAUUUCAGGAUACCCAAUGGUGACUUUCAAUUUGGUCUUAGAGCUUUAGGGAAUGAUCAGGAUGUUAUCAAUCUUUCUAAAUUUAUUCAAAAUAACAAGUUGAUUGAAGUGUACACAGAACAUGGGAAGACAAAUCUACUCACAUACUUCAUGUCUCCAAAUGCAAAGGGUAAAGUUGUCAUUGAGGAAUUACCAGAAAAUGAUGAUCAAGGGGCUAAAUAUGAGGCUGAAGUUCAUGUAGAAUCUCCAUUGAGAAAUAUGAACCAUGUCAAUGAUGAACCAAUUGGUGAGUACAUGUCUUUGAUUCUUUUUGGGAGUAAAACUGAUGCAUUCUCUCCAGAGUAUAGAAGGGGUAGAGUUGGGAAUUCAAAAAGAGAGGAAGGUUCUUGUAGCAAGAGGCUUAAUUUAGAGGAUAUUGAUGAUUUAAAAGAGAAGGAAAACACUAAUGAGGAUGAGAUGAUUGAUGGAUGCUACAACACCCCACCCAUUAAUGAUGAUGAACAAUAUAAUGAACUUUUUGACAACCUUAUGGAAAAUUUAAAUGGAAGUGAUGAGUAUGUUGAAGAGUAUGAAGGGGAUGUUGAAUCUGAAGAGAGUGAUGAAGAGUAUGAAAAGGAUGAAGGUGAUGAUCAUGAUGGGAAACAAUCAGAAAAUGAAGAUAAAGUGGAUGACAUAAUGGAUGAGGAGAACAAUAUAGAAGAUGUUGAUGUGGACAUGGCAGACUUCUUUGUAAAUGUUGAAAGUGAUGUUGAAGGAGCAUGUAUUAAUGAUGGUCAUGAACCUGAAGAUAUGGAAGUGAUCAACAAUGAGGAGUUCGAAUCAUUGGAUGAAGGAUCAGACCAAGACAGAGAAAGAAGAGCUCUCAUAAGAAAUUUGGGAAAAGAAAAAAGGUGCAACUUUGGGUCAGUACAUAUACAGUCAUUCUCAGUGGGGCAAAAGUUUAAAAGUAAAAAAGAAUUAAAGGAGUUAAUUGAUGUGCACGCACUAGAAACAAGAAGGAAUCUAUUCUUUAAAAAAAAUGACAGUCAAAGGCUUAGGGCACAGUGCAGAGGAGUUGUACCUGUCAUCAAUAAAGGUCAAGUGGGGACUAAACCUACCACUUCAAAAAGCAAGGGCAAAGAAGUAAAGACACAAAAAGAAACAUGUGGUUGGUAUAUACAUGCAUCUAGGUCAAACCCCGAAUCUGAUUGGUUUAUAAGGACCUUAAACCAAACUCAUACAUGCUUACAAACAAGAAAACUCAGAGCUUGUACUGCUUCUUUAAUCUGCAAGAAAAUCAUAGAUCAAGUUGAGGCAGAUCCGAAGAUUCCUUUGAGAGCCAUACAAGAUCACUUUCAAAAGACCUACCAGGUGGGUAUUUCAAUGGAUAAGGUGUUUAGGGCAAAAGAUAUGGCAAGAAAGCAUGUAACUGGGGACUACACAAAACAGUUUGAGUUGUUGAGGGACUAUGCUCUUGAACUUCAAGCUACAAACCCAGACACAACAGUCAAAAUAGAUGUGUGUCCUAAUGGCAACCCUGCAUCCCCAACAAGGCAGUUUAGAAGGAUUUAUGUAUGCUUGGGUCCACUGAAAAAAGGUUUCAAAGCAUGUCUUAGAGACUUAGUAGGUUUGGAUGGUGCCUUCAUGAAAGGCCCAUUCCCUGGUCAGGUUCUUACAGCAGUUGGUCUAGAUUCCAACAAUGGAAUUUAUCCCUUAGCCUAUGCAAUUGUUGAGUCUGAAAACACAGCUAGCUGGAAGUGGUUUUUAGAAAACCUUGGGGAUGACUUGGAGCUUGGGAGCAACUCAAACUAUACUUUCAUAAGUGACAGGCAAAAGGGAUUACAAAUUGCAGUUGAUCAAUUGUUUCCCAAUGCUGAGCAUAGGUAUUGUAUUAGACAUAUUCAUGACAAUAUGAGAAAGAAGUGGGGGCAAACUGAGUACAGGGACCAUUUAUGGAGGUGUGCAUCAGCAACCACCAUUCCUGAGUUUGAACAUUUGAUGAAAGAGUUUAGUGAGUAUGAUAAGGAGGCAUGUCAAUGGUUGAAGCAAAUUCCUCCUGUACAUUGGGCAAGGAGUCAUUUCUCAGGAAGAGCUGUUUCUGAUGUGUUGAUUUCAAACAUGUGUGAAGUGUUUAAUGGGAAGAUAGAGAAAGGCAGGGACAAACCUGUAAUUUCAUGUUUAGAGUUCAUUAGGGAGUAUCUAAUGAAGAGGAUAUGCAAUGUCAUGAAGGCAAUGAAGAAGGCUAAAGGUCCACUAACACCUACAGCAACAGACAUCCUAGAUGCAAGGAAAAAAGUGCUUCACAAUAUAUUGCUAGGUGGAAUGGGGCAAACAAGUAUCAAGUCACUGCAGCAUUGCAAGAUCAACAUGUGGUGGAUGUUAGGAACCAAACCUGUACUUGCAGAAAGUGGGAAUUAA
Lactuca saligna is the source of this 2744-nucleotide messenger RNA. Lineage: Eukaryota; Viridiplantae; Streptophyta; Magnoliopsida; Asterales; Asteraceae. The record is from the annotation of a GenBank genome assembly.